AUGCUCGCUGAAGAGGAGAGACGCCAAAAGCUAUUCUGUACACGUGUCCAGUCUGAGAUCUUGGCCAACUUCAGUGGCGAUCUCUGGCGUCCCCCAGCAGACUGCUGCUAUUCUGCCUCCUUCUCCCACCGAACCACUAUUUCCCUCAACAUGCGUGCCCCAUCAGAGCCUAACCCCGCGUUCGUUCAGCGCCUCACGACUGCUUUCCUGUCUCUACCGCCCUUGUUUCGUUCACAGCGCCACACCAUGCACACCUCCCAUCCCCUUUGCGCCUCCCGGCCCUCGCGGCGCCGUCGCCGUCCCAUACGCGGCCACCUUUCGGGCCCCCCUCCGACGUACGACCCCGUCUCAGUUGAAGCGCGUGUCAUGGCGUGGGCGCGCAUCGUGGUGUGCGGGCUCAACCUGUGUCCCUUCGCCGAGGGCGUGCUGGACUCGAACACGGUUCGCGUGCAAGUGCGCCAAGCCUCAGAAGAGCGCGGAGUGCAAGCGGCUGUGGCGGAGGAAAUUUCGCUUCUGCUCGCCACGCAUCCCGACGACAUGUCAACGUCGUUGCUUGUUCUGCCGGCGUUCGCGGAGGACGACUUCCGACGCUUCCACGCGCUGUGCGUCGCGCUGGAGGAUGACAUCGAGCGCGACGAGGACAUGGUUGAUGAGGUCAUGCUGGCGUGCUUUCACCCUAGGCAUGAGUGGGCUGGUGUGGGCGACGAGGAUGCCGCGCUCAACUUUGAUAAGAGGGCGCCGUAUCCGGUGAUCAAUUUCUUGCGCGCACGCGUUGUGGAUCAGUACGUGAGCGAGGGAAAGACACAGAGGAUUUUGGAACAGAAUCAGGAGACGUUGGAGAGACUGUUUAUACAAUUUCGUUUCAUCACCUUGCCAUCCCGGACGACCUCCGCGGGCUCACCUUCAUGCGCCAUGGAAGCCGCCGUCGACUGGCUCUUCUCCACUCUCUCUGCGCGAACGCCUGAGGCCUUACGUUCUAUCGUCGUCCGCCACCGCGUGCGUGACGACGCAUUCGAUCUCGCGGAGGCCCUCACAUUUCUCCCAGCCCGCCGCCAUUCCAACUUAGGGAAAUUGCUGUGGGCGUCGCUGGAGCCCGCGCUUGCCACAUUCUCCUGUGCUACAAAGGCAGAAGAUAGCGAUGAAGAAGCCACUGAUGACACCGACACUGUGCGUGCCGCUGCCGAGAUGUUAUGGAUGCUCGUGCAGAACCGUCGUGAGCCCCUUGUAGCGGAGCUGCGCGACAUCAUUUGCGAACUGCAUGACGUGUUGCUCGACUUGCCCAAGGGCCCCAUGCAGAACAUGGUCUCCAGGCUGUGCGAAUGGGUGUGGCAGAACCACGCCAACGACCCCGUGCGUGAUCGCGUCAUUCCGCAAACUAUGCUGUUUUUGCUCGGGAACAAGCCUACGAGGAGGAGCGGGUCGUCGCGCGAUGUCACACGCGUUUACAACAUGAGGGAUGCGUUGGAGUCUCUGCAUCUGGCGCAAGACGCCUCGGAUGCGGAGACGAUUCGCAAUUUGCUGUUGAGGUGUUCUACCGCCGCUGUGUAUUUGAGAUUGGAGCAGGGAAGGAAGUUUAUCGCUUUUUUGCUCGGUCUCAACGACAUUAGAGACGCCGUGAUGGCGUCUUUGAAGAAUCAACUUGCGACGGCCAGGAAGACUAGAGCAGCGUACUAUGGUGGCGUGUUUUUGUUGGCGUGGAAGAAGGACAAGGGGCAGUGGAUGUUCGAUGCUAUGAAAGAUGUCAUAGAAAAGGCUAUCUGCGCGGGCAUCGAGCCGUUUGCGACUAACUUGAGAACCAUUCUAUCAUCCUUUCAUUCGAAUAAGAGGCUUCCAGGCGUGGACAGCUUUUUGAACCGCUUGUAUGAGCCGGUCUUGUACGACAACCUCACAGUUGCCAACCCUUUUGUCAGGAAGAAUGCUGUCAUGAUCAUGGCCGAUGCGUUUCCCAUCCACGAACCGACCGCUUCCAUGGAGGAGAUCGAAGAAGCUGUCGGCAAGCAGUGCAAGCUGUUGAUUGAGCUGUACGAUGAUCCCGCUCCCGUCGUUCGUCAGGCUACCGUGGAGGGUUCUUCCAGGAUUCUAGGCCUUUUGUGGGAGAUCAUUCCGCUGCAAUAUGCCAAGAAGAUGGUUCAUAUCUUAACCACGAAGCUUGCGUUCGACUCAACGUCGAUACCAGUUCGAUGCGCAGUAUUCUACGGCCUUAAGUUUGUUGCGCAGAAUCAUCUCGCGCAUCACGACCUGUCUGUUGCUUUGCCGCGGCUGCGGUGCUUGAUACACGACAAUGCGGAGCGCGUGCGGCUGUCGUUCUUGGACCUGCUCGUGAGGGUGAAAUCAAAGCGACUGCAGCAUCUGCGGUACUUUCAAAUCGUUCCCGUAGAGGACUUGUUGAUUCGUUUACCACUGGAAUCGGCCCCUGGAUCCAUGAAGAUCAUGUCUCUGCUCACCUCGGCGUAUUUCCCGCUUGAAAAGAAAGGCAAGACAGCCGACGAAAUCGCAUCCAGUCAGGUUAGGGCGUGCCUCGCUAUGCUGCACACAAGCAAGGAAGCUUGUGAACAUUUUUACCGGCACUUGUAUCUUCAUGCGCCUCCGGGGCCGCUGUGCGAGUUUGCGAUGAGGCUUUCUGCGCUUGCAUUGGACUCACCAGAAGAUACAGACACCCCGAUGACUAAACCGAGAAGGAAAGCACCAACCCGAACAGGUACGCGACGCAGUAAGCGAAGGUCGAGAACGAAAGUCAAUGAUGAGAACGAGCCCCCGACUCACAACAAUAUCAUGGGAGACUCAGAUAAGAUCGUAAAGUCACGACCCUCAGAACCAGAUCGUGCAACACUUCUGAACCUUGUUGCUGAUGUCUUGUCCUCCAUCUUGACGAGUCUCGGAAAACCAGCGAAUGCUGCAUUGCGAAAGUAUAUCGAUAACAUAUUCGGGGGAGAUGCCCUCAAAACGUUGCUCAUAGAACGUGGAAACACAAGCCACUCAAGGGCAAUAUGCUGGCGAAUCGCAAGUUGCAUGUCAUAUGCUAAAGUGGCUGCCCUCGGGGGUUUAUGGCGAGAGCAACUAGAGACGGUGUUGCAAUGGCCGCGCGGAACUCCUCGUGAAAGGGAGUGCUUCCAAGAGUUGCUUUCCGCCUUGAUGCUUUGUGCAGUGCGAUGGGAUAGAUUGACUACCCUUUCAACAGUUGUCUCCGGAUGGGCAGAUGCCGCGGUUUAUGGCCAUCGCACGAAACGUGUUCCGACGAAGUCAAUGAAACGAUCAAAGUCAGCAAGAUCUCAAAGUGGGCGGCAAAACCGGUCGCAAAAAAAAGAUUCGGUAGGUCAGUUGUAUAUGACUCGAUGCAACGCGAUAUUCGCUCUACGGUCUUGUGCAGCUGUGCUGCUGGAGGGCGUUGAAGUAAGAGAGGAACUCGACUUUCUGCUGUCACUCCACCCGCACUCUUCGAACGGAGGAGAUGAGUUUCGAAGCACCGCAGCCGACCUCAUACAAUCCGUUCGGAAAGGCUGCACUGGCGCUAUUGACCACACACUGGAAGCUCAUUCUGACGAAACCUCAACGGAGGAAGAGCGCCCAGAGCCGCACCAUCUACUCGAUUGCCUCUCUCUUGCGUGGAAACUAUGUGUGACGCGACUUUCCCGAAAAGUAGAUUUAAGCUCUGUGCUGGAGGAAUUGCGGGCUCUACUGGAGUGGUCGUCGAUGAAAGAUCUAUGGAAGCAAGCUUCGGAAAUGGAUCAACCAUUUGCCCGGGGACUUGUCUCCAUUACGUAUGCGUAUUGCGCAGAUGCUAUUGCCAUCGGCGUUUUAGAAGAAAGCGACACUUCCUUUCUCGUCUCGCUCUGUCAAAACAUGCAGACUCAAACCUGGAUAACAGAGAUUGGAAUGGCAACGCGACCGAUCAUAGAAAUGCUUCGCGUUUCAUAUCAACUUGGAGCGGUUCACGUUCUCGAGCGUAGGUCAGCCAAAGAAGGCAAAGAGUCGAUCUCUUUUUUGAAGACGUCCGAAUCAUAUCUCUCUACUGCUGGCAGCAUUCUAGGAGACUGUAAAGUUGUCGAGGCCCACGCAACAGGAAGUCCACGAGCCCCUACUGUUUUGGAUGGGUUCCUCUCGGAGUUACUUCUAUUCAAAUGUCGCUUUGAAGAAAAGGCAGCCUUGGAAUCACUCUUGGGAGAGCUUCUCUGCAGCUCUUUUAAAGACGCUGACAAGGCAAAAGGUAGCCUGCUAGCCUCAAGUCUGUGCAACACAGUGAGCUCCUUGGCCACUUCUGGGACGGACAAGACAGGAGAGGCUGGUGUGCUACAUGACCUCAUAAUGAAUUCUUUGCAGCCCGAAACAGCGGACAUCACAACAAAAAAGGCUCUUGUUAACUACACUGGCUCCAUCGUAGACUCGAUCCACACAAUUUAUAGCGAGUCAGACACGAGUCCAAGCAACGAGACGCGGCGCUUUUUGGCGUUUGCGGAAGUCUCCUUCCAUAAGCAGUUUCGAAAGGACGACGUCACAGCGACUGGCGAUGAGGAUCUUCAAAGCGCCGUCGCUGAGGUACGUGGCAGCCUUGUCAAGCUGCGAAAACUCUGCAAUCCUGGAAAGUCUGCGUCUGCGCUUGAAUUUAAUGAGCAAGUCGAUGAGAUUGAGGGCAGGGCGGUAGAUGUAGACAAAGACCUGUCAUAA
Chondrus crispus (carragheen) is the source of this 4662-nucleotide messenger RNA. RefSeq lists its product as hypothetical. The coding region runs from base 1 to 4662 and encodes 1553 amino acids. Gene Ontology annotation, cellular component: nucleus; condensin complex. The transcript is spliced from 5 exons. The record is from RefSeq and is a predicted model, not a curated record. Gene Ontology annotation, biological process: mitotic sister chromatid segregation. NCBI's taxonomy places the organism in Eukaryota, Rhodophyta, Florideophyceae, Gigartinales, Gigartinaceae.